CAUCCUACGAUUACUUUUCUGGUAUAUAAUUCGUUCUUCCUUCUCAAUUACCAACCGUUCUGCGCGGAGCCAUUUCACCCAUCCAUCACCUUUCUGCGGUUCUGAAUCGUUAAUAGCUUACUCUUUCUCUUGUUCUUCUUCAAAUCCUGCAAAUAUCUAUUCCAUUCAUGGCUAUUGGGUCCAGAUUUCUAGCAGAAAGGGGAUUCCUGAUCGUACUGUUAAUGCUCCGAUCAUGCGAUGGUCUGGGUUCCGCGGGAAAUCCAAAGGCAAUUUCUGAUCUACAGGAUGCUAUCGUGAAGGCAUUAGGGUUUCAAUCCAGUGACUUGAAGAUUUCCGAUUUUGAUAUAAGCGACGCGUUGGUUGGUCAUUCUGUAGCGUACGAAUUCGAUAUUGAGAUCGACAAGAAGAUUCUUCCUCUUAAGCUUCUCGAGGACGUUAAUCGAUGGGAAUAUGUGGAUCUGCCUAUCUUUCGUACCGAAGACGAUCCUUUGGUAUCUGGUGACGGUAGCAGCUUGGUUAAGAGUCGGCGGAGAACGGACGAUCCUGUGUCGCCGGUUUUGGCUCCCUUUCAGUUGGCUGGACCUAUGGAGCUCUGGAUUCAAGACGCUAAAGAUAUGAGGAUUUCGUUGCCGCAUGAUGUCGAGGCCGGCGUAUUGAAGAAGGUCGUCCUAGCAGAUGGUGCAGUGGUGACGGUUAAGGGUGCCAGAUCCGUAAGCUUGCGCCACCCUCUCGACCUCCCACUUCCAUUGAACCAAUCUCAGGGGAACUUCGCUUCUGGUCUCCUAACCCUAGCCAAUCGUCUCCGUCAGGCCUCGCGCACGCAGGGAGCCCAGCCCCUGUCGCUCCGCAUAGUAGGUCCAACAUCACUAACCUCAUCGCCCUCUUCGUCCUCCGAUAGAAAACUCAAGCUCAAGCGUCUUGCGCCGGGCCUGGUGGAGCUAUCUUCAUCUUCCAGAACCAAUGCCGUUCCCACCAUUGACGGAGAAGCAAGCGUGCCAACGACGCUUCUGACACCCGAACGAUUCACCACAAUGUGGCCUCUCGCGUCCAUCAAUGGGUCGAACCCAAACUUGCUAGGAUUUGAGGCGCUGCUUCUAUCUGUGCUGGGUGAGAAAGCCAACGAGGAAGGGUCAUUUAAGUUGUUGAAGGCAGAGGUGUCCGCCCAGACUUUCGUGAAGCUGGGCUUUGGAGUAGAGAAGGCGCUGAAGGAAGGCGAAGAAGAAUUCAAUUGGGAAGCCUUCCCAGAAUGGCGGACGAAGCCAGAGUCAGUGAAGAUGCGGUUUGAGGUGUUGGCUAAGGUGGAUGGGGAAAAGGUUGUGCCCGAGAGGGUGGUGCCCGUUAAACCCUUCGAAAUCGAAGACACUACUGCGGCUAAUGUGCUCACUGGAAACGUCACCUUGUCCAGUGCACCGGUCGUUCAGCCUCCUUCAGAUCCCUUCACCUUAUAAAUGCAUUUUGAGAGGUUCAGGGAAGUCAGUAGUGUAAAGAUAGAACAUUCUUCCUUCAUCAGUCUGUGUUAGUGGGUAGUGAAAUUGCCUGCUGCUAACUGCGAAGAUAUCAAUGUAUGGUGAGAAAAAAAAAAAAUGGUUUAAGAGAUUUGAGAAAUUUAUUCGAGUCCUACCCAAAUUUCCAUUUGAAUUUUUUAUUUUAUUUUAUUUUACUAUUAUUAUUAUUAUUUUUUAAAUACCAACAGAGCCUUCCUAUUGUUUUGUCAAAACUCUAUUGCUUGGAGACUUGGGCUUUAUUGGUAACAACUUCUAAUGUGUUCUAGUAGACACCUGGUAUUGGUGUUCAUUUCUA
Messenger RNA from Macadamia integrifolia, 1800 nucleotides. RefSeq lists its product as uncharacterized. NCBI's taxonomy places the organism in Eukaryota, Viridiplantae, Streptophyta, Magnoliopsida, Proteales, Proteaceae. The transcript has 3 exons. The record is from RefSeq and is a predicted model, not a curated record. The coding region runs from base 168 to 1448 and encodes 426 amino acids.